UCUCGAACGCCGAUCACCAAUCGGAUCUUCUUCACCCUCCGCCAGGAUUUGACCGCGGAUCAUUUCAAGGUGAAACACGGCGCGACGAAGAUGCCGUCACAGAAUGAUCCAUUGACGUUGAUCGUCCCGUCGCGGACUCCUGCAGGAGUUGACAUCAAUCGACGCUCGUGGGGCAAGCUUCGUUGAAAUGCGGAGAUUCCGUCUCGUGCGAUUAAACCGCGGCCGACGAAGGCCGACGACGAGGAAAACGCGAUCAAUGAGAACGAGCACCGGAGCACGUCGAGCAACGCGCGUCACCUGUCACCACUAACAGCCCUAACAGGCGGGAAUUGCGCGCGACCGCGUCGUAAUCUUUUGUUAUAAAUAAUUCCGGUAAGUUCGUAAGUUGAUGGUUUUUGCGAUCGUAGAUCACCGUUUCUCACUGUUCUUUGGAACGCGAAUUUGGACACGAGACGAGCGUUGAUGCGUUUUGGAACUAAAAAUGGUUAGGCGAGGGGCGACGCGGGGGUGACAUGGUAUCACGUCAGCGAUUUCUGUGCUAUGUGAUUGGUGACGCCAUUUUGCGGUCUGAUCAAUGAAAACAGUUACGUGUUUAAUGGGAUUUCUACUUUUGAGGGGCACUACAUGUAUACACUCCCCGCCCUCGUCUUAUCUUCCGUAGUGCUCUGUGCCGUCUGGCAUUUGGCAUCUUGUUCUCUGUACGCAAGCGUACGUCUGUGUUGUCAGUUGUGUUAUAUUUGACGUUCAGGAAAAAGAGUCUGUUUGGGGCUGCCUACUUAUUCGGACGCUUUCCGUUAUAUUUUUGUGCCUGUCGAUUGCAAUCAGCCGCCGGAACGGCAAUUGUCGUUCUGAACUUUGAAAGCUAGAUUACAAUUUUGCUAUAUGGCCGAAUCGUCCCCGCCCUGACUAAUUACUGAGCCAAUAAAUAGGAAGCGAGUAAGCAAGAAACGUUCAGGAAACGAAGACUACGGGAAGUUGUUCGCAGCAUUGACGAGUUGGAGUCUUCGUAACAAAUAAGUUGUAAUGCCAACUGGCGGAGAACGCUCAUCUAUGUUUUGAGACAUGCCUCUUGGCGAUCUAGAGCUCGGUAUCUCCGUCCACGAUUCAAUUCAUGAUUCCAAAUAACUAAUAGGGUCCAACCAACUCUAGAGAUCUUACAAGAUCGUACGUCAUGAUGAUGUGCGCGUAGAGGUGCACCCUACUGUUUACGGAGCACACCUAACUUCCCGGUGCUUCCUGGGUUUACGUUACGUUUUUCGAAGAACCGCAGUACACUGGAGGGUUACGCGAUGACCACUGACAAGGUUACUCUAGGCGACGCUCUGUCCAACGUCGAUGUGCUGGAAGAGUUUACGUUGCCGGACGAGCAACCUUGCAUAGAGGCCCAGCCAUGCUCCGUCGUAUAUCAGGCCAAUUUCGAUACAAAUUUCGAGGAUAGAAAUGGCUUUGUGACGGGUAUCGCCAAAUAUAUAGAGGAAGCAACUGUACAUGCAAGUCUGAAUGAGUUGUUGGAGGAAGGCCUGGAACAUGCAGUCAUGUUGUAUACUUGGAGAUGUUGCUCACGUGCAAUUCCACAGCCAAAAUCUAAUGAACAGCCGAAUCGAGUGGAAAUUUAUGAGAAAACAGUAGAGGUGUUAGCACCUGAAGUGAACAAAUUGUUGAAUUUUAUGUAUUUUCAAAGAAAAGCCAUUGAGCGAUUUUCAGCAGAAGUCAAACGACUGUGUCAUCAUGAGAAAAGAAAAGAUUUUGUAUCAGAGGCAUACUUGCUGACCUUAGGAAAAUUCAUCAAUAUGUUUGCUGUACUGGACGAAUUGAAAAACAUGAAAUCUAGUGUAAAAAAUGACUAUUCCACAUACAGGAGAGCUGCACAGUUCCUCAAGGUGAUGUCAGAUUCUCAGACACUGCAAGAAUCCCAAAAUUUGUCUAUGUUUUUGGCAACACAAAAUAAAAUUCGUGAUACAGUUAAGGAAAAUCUUGAAAAGAUCGCUGGAUAUGAAGAAUUACUUGCGGACGUGGUUAAUAUUUGUGUUCAUAUGUUUGAAACUAAAAUGUACCUUACGCCUAACGAGAAGCACAUGCUAGUGAAAGUGAUGGGCUUUGGUUUAUUCCUGAUGGAUAGCGAAUUAUGUAAUAUCAAUAAGCUCGAUCAAAAGAAAAAAUUGAAACUGGAUAGAAUUGAUAGAAUCUUUAAGAACUUGGAAGUGGUACCGUUGUUCGGAGAUAUGCAAAUUGCACCGUUCAACUAUAUCAAACGUUCGAAGCACUUUGAUGCGUCAAAAUGGCCAUUGUCUUCAUCCUCGAAUAGCAUAAGUCCACAGGCUGAUCUUAUGGUACACCUUCCUCAGAUUAGAGAAGAUCACGUCAAAUAUAUCAGCGAAUUAGCAAGAUAUAGUAACGAAGUUAUGACGACGUACAAAGAAUGCCGAAGUGACACGGAAAAUCGGGACACCGCAGAACUUGCGUUACGUGGGUUACAGUUACUCUCGCAAUGGACUAGCGUUGUAACAGAACUGUACAGUUGGAAACUACUGCAUCCCACUGAUCAUCACAUGAAUAAAGAAUGUCCGCAAGAGGCUGAAGAAUACGAAAGAGCUACACGUUAUAAUUAUACUGACGAAGAAAAGUUUGCCCUCAUAGAAGUUAUAGCGAUGAUCAAGGGAUUGCAGGUAUUGAUGGCACGUAUAGAGACUGUUUUCAUUGAUGCAAUACGUAGGAAUAUAUAUGCCGAGUUGCAAGACUUUGUACAACUCGCAUUGCGUGAACCUUUAAGGAAAGCAAUCAAAAAUAAAAAAGAUUUGAUUCGAAGUAUAAUCGUUUCCGUUAGAGAAACUUGUGCAGAUUGGCAUUUCGGUGUGGAGCCCCUCGGAGAUCCCGCUUUAAAAGGCAAAAAAGAUCCGGAUAAUGGGUUUGGCAUUAAAGUCCCGCGAAGAAAUGUUGGUCCGUCUUCCACGCAAUUAUAUAUGGUGCGAACGAUGUUGGAGUCGUUAAUAGCUGACAAGAGUGGUGGGAAACGCACUCUGAGGAAAGACAUUGACGGCCAAUAUCUCGUUCAAAUCGAUCAGUUUCAUAAAACCAGUUUUUAUUGGAGUUAUCUUCUGAAUUUCAGUGAAUCUUUACAAAAUUGUUGCGACUUGUCGCAACUAUGGUACAGAGAAUUUUAUCUGGAAAUGACAAUGGGUAGGAAAAUACAGAAAUGCCAAGUACGUCACCAACAUAACGAAGAAUGCAGCGACCUAAUCACCAUGGAGAAACGCAUUCAGUUUCCCAUUGAAAUGUCUAUGCCAUGGAUAUUGACUGAUCACAUAUUGAGAAGCAAGGAACCAUCAAUGAUGGAAUACGUUUUGUAUCCUCUGGAUUUAUAUAACGAUAGCGCCUUAUACGCACUAACGAUAUUUCGUAAACAAUUUCUGUAUGAUGAAGUGGAAGCCGAAGUGAAUCUAUGUUUUGAUCAAUUCGUUUACAAACUUAGUGAACAAAUCUUUGCGCAUUAUAAGCAGCUAGCAGCCAGCAUCUUGCUAGAUAAACGAUUCAGAGUGGAAUGCGUGGCUCUCGGAGCAUAUUUACUUCCAUAUCCCCGUGCUAAUAGAUAUGAAACAUUAUUGAAACAGAGGCACGUUCAGCUACUGGGAAGAAGUAUUGACUUGAAUAAACUUAUAACGCAACGUAUUAAUGCAGACAUGCAAAAAUCAUUGGAUUUGGCCAUUAGCAAAUUCGAAUCCGGCGAUAUAACUGGAGUCGUGGAGCUAGAUGGAUUACUGCAAGUCAAUCGUCUUACUCAUAAGCUUUUAAGUAAAUGGCUUGCACUAGACGAGUACGAUGCUAUGUUCAGAGAAGCGAAUCACAAUGUUCUAGCCCCUUACGGAAGAAUCACCCUUCAUGUAUUCUGGGAAUUGAAUUACGACUUUUUGCCAAAUUAUUGUUACAAUGCUGCCACAAACAGAUUUGUCAAGUGUCGUGGCUUACAAUUUGUACAACCUGUUCAUCGAGAUAAACCACCGCAGAUGUCGCAUCACUAUCUUUGGGGUAGUAAGCAAUUAAAUCUGGCUUAUAGCACUCAAUACGGGCAAUAUACGGGAUUCGUUGGUCCGCAUCACUUUCGUACGAUAUGUAAGCUUCUCGGAUAUCAAGGGAUAGCUGUAGUUAUGGAGGAACUUUUGAAGAUCGUCAAGACCUUGAUUCAAGGAAGCCUGCAUCAAUUUACUAAGACCUUGAUGGAGGCCAUGCCUAAAGUCUGUAAGCUUCCACGAUACGAUUACGGAUCCCCCGGAGUUUUAGGAUAUUAUCACGCUCAGUUGAACGAUAUUGUGCAAUAUCCAGACGCUAAGACUGAAUUGUUUCAUAAUUUUCGCGAAUUCGGCAAUACAAUUCUAUUUUGUCUUUUAAUGGAACAAGCUCUAUCGCAAGAAGAAGUGUGUGAUUUGUUACACGCAGCACCGUUUCAGAAUAUUCUGCCUAGACCUUAUUGCAAAGAGGGAGAGAAACCUGAGACUAAGCAGAAACGAUUAGAAGCCAAAUAUGCGGCUUUACAAAUUGUUCCAAACGUAGAUAAAUUAGGUACCGCUAAGCAAGCAAUGAUUGCCAGAGAAGGAGAUCUGUUGACGCGCGAACGACUGUGCUGCGGUUUAUCGAUAUUCGAAGUUGUACUCAGCAGAUUACGGAGCUUCUUGGACGAUCCUAUUUGGGUCGGGCCACCACCGGCAAAUGGUGUAAUGAACGUGGAUGAAUGCACAGAAUUCCAUAGACUUUGGAGCGCGCUUCAAUUUGUAUACUGUAUUCCCGUUGGUGACACUGAAUUUACCGUGGAAGAGUUGUUUGGUGAAGGUUUGCAUUGGGCUGGAUGUGCUAUGAUCGUCCUUUUGGGCCAACAACGUAGGUUUGAGGCACUUGAUUUCUGCUAUCAUAUUCUUCGAGUGCAACGUGUGGAUGGCAAAGACGAGAAUGUUAAAGGAAUACAUUUGAAGAGGAUGGUGGAUCGGAUAAGGCGAUUUCAAGUAUUAAACUCGCAGAUAUUUGCUGUGCUGAAUAAAUUUUUAAAAAGCGGCGACAGCGAUGCAGCGAGCGUGGAACACGUGCGCUGUUUUCAGCCCCCGAUACAUCCUUCGCUGGCGCACGCGCAACAGCAUUAUCACGCACCUGAAUAUUUACGCCAAAUAAAUCAUCAAUAAGCGAUAACUGUGAAACAAUUAUGUUUUGCGUCUUCAUAAUUGCGUUACGAUGCAGUGUGAAUGGGACUAAAAAAAUGAAAUCAUUCCUUGUAGUAGGAAUAUUUCUAAAAUGAAAUAAAAUAUGAAAUUUCAUACUUUAUAUUACUCGUAUCAAAAUAUCAUUUAUACUACUUAAUUGCUAUAAAUGUUUACUAGAAAAUACGUUUUUUAUGACUACGAUUUAUGGAAUUACGAAAAAGAGACAAAUUUGAGAAUUUCAUCUAUUUCUAAAGCAUGCCAGGAUUUUAAUUAAUCUGUUUAAUGAUACGUAUACGUGAUGCGUAUGUCUAGAUGGACUUAUAUAAUACUAUUGCUUUAACAAUUUAUAAGAGAACAUAUGAAAAUAUCCUACAUAUAAUUAUAGUAAUCCACCAAUGUAGUAGAAUAUGUACGAUCUUAUAUUUUGUACGAUAUUCAAAGUUUAAUCAAAACCAAGUAUUAUAUAUGAAUAUUAUAUCACGUAUAAGUUUAUGUAGUGUUUAUGUAUUGAUGAUUAUGUAUAAAAUGCACACAUUUGGUAACACUA
Messenger RNA from Solenopsis invicta (red fire ant), 5730 nucleotides. RefSeq names its product cytoplasmic FMR1-interacting protein (gene Sra-1). Gene Ontology annotation, biological process: regulation of actin filament polymerization; cell morphogenesis; axon guidance. Gene Ontology annotation, cellular component: neuron projection; synapse; SCAR complex. Gene Ontology annotation, molecular function: RNA 7-methylguanosine cap binding; small GTPase binding. The transcript is spliced from 18 exons. The coding region runs from base 1290 to 5165 and encodes 1291 amino acids. The record is from RefSeq and is a predicted model, not a curated record. NCBI's taxonomy places the organism in Eukaryota, Metazoa, Arthropoda, Insecta, Hymenoptera, Formicidae.